AUGUAUUGCUCAUCAGGUACUGAUCGAGUGUCGACUCGAAUGCUCUCGUACGAAAUGCGAAACUUCAAGGUAUAUUUUGCUGGUCAACAUAUACCCGAUGCGCGAUGGUCAGACUUCAUAGAUCUAGGUCAAGGAUAUGGUAAAGAUAGUAAUCAUGUGUUUUUCAUGGGACAAAUCAUGGAGAAUGUCAACCCGUUCUCCUUUCAAGUUAUGGACAAUAGUUAUGCAAAAGAUCAUCAAUAUGUCUUCCAACAUGGACGAAUUGUUGCAAAUCUUCAAUCUCAAAAUACUCAAGUAUCACUCAAUCGUAGUGAAGCAUGCGCAAUGCCUAUACAGCCGGUAACUUCCAUGAACUCAAUGUAUACGCCAGAUGUCGCUUCAAAUAUGUUGUCGUACGAAAUAAAGGAUUUCAAAGUGUUUUUCAAUACCCAAUAUGUCACCGAUGCUCGAUGGAUUGAUUUUACGGACUUAGGACAAGGCUAUGGGAAAGACAGUCGUCACGUAUUCUACAUGGGUCAACUCAUGCAAAAUGCGCAUUCAUUUUCAUUUGAAGUACUCAAGAAGGGUUACGCCAAGGACAAAAAUUUUGUCUUCCACAACGGUCGAAUCGCCGAAGGAUUAUCACCAAUUGCUUUCAACAACUGA
This is a messenger RNA of Adineta ricciae, 645 nucleotides long. The record is from the annotation of a GenBank genome assembly. Lineage: Eukaryota; Metazoa; Rotifera; Eurotatoria; Adinetida; Adinetidae.